Drosophila willistoni is the source of this 1236-nucleotide messenger RNA. RefSeq lists its product as uncharacterized. Bases 32 to 463 code for a protein of 143 amino acids. The transcript is spliced from 2 exons. NCBI's taxonomy places the organism in Eukaryota, Metazoa, Arthropoda, Insecta, Diptera, Drosophilidae. The record is from RefSeq and is a predicted model, not a curated record.
UAGUCAGUUGGCUGCGGAAAGUGUUUAGAAAAUGUUGAGCGUUUCAUUGCUUGUGCUCCUUUGUGUGGCCUUUGGUCUGCCUGGUCAAAGUUUGGCCCAAAUCAAUGCAACCAGCGUAGAUGACGCAGUUCUUAAAGUACAGGAGCUGGCCAAUAUAGUGCGAUUCACGGCUAAAAAACAAUUUCCCCCAACUGCCGAUGCCCAGGCUGAAGUUGACAAUCUGCUCGAUACAAUGGAUCAAGCUCUGAAUCAUUGUGCCACAGAGCUGAGGCAAACCAAUUCAUUUGAAAAGUAUGAAACUUGCACAGUUUCGGUGGUUGCUGGAGCCAGACAAGCCCUAGAUGAGGAGGCUGGAAUGCAAUGGGCCAUUUAUGGAGCUACUUCGGGGGCCUCCCGAAUGGGUCUAUUUCUGUGGUCAGAGUCGAAAACUUUUCUUUUGAAUCUCAUUAAAAUGAUCUAUUAAUUGUAAUUAUAUCUUUGUAUCCUGGAAUUUCUUGUCAUUCCUAAUCAUUUUCGUCUUACGUCUUAAUAUUAUUCUACUAUUUAGAUCAUCUAAAAUUGUCAUAAAAUUCCAAAAGUGAAGAACAACAAAGAGUAGAGUAAAAAAAACAAAAAACGCCGAGUAAUUUCUUUAAUCCUUGAUAACAGAUCCCUAGAAACUGGAACAGAGCGUUAAAGUUUAUCGUAGCGAGAGAAGUUGGCCAGAUAAAUGCUGAUAUCUAGCUUUACCUAUUGCUCUUUCAUUAUCAUCAUUUGGGCCAUCACAGCUGUUUACUCGCAAUGGGGCAAUCUGGCCUCAGAGGUGGCCUCGGAGUUUGACAAAGUCGACGAGAGGCUUCUAGCACUUGCCAAGGGUCAGCUAAACAACGCAGAUGUUAUACUUAAUGGUUACUACAAUGACACUUUGUCUGAUAGCGGCAGGACGAAGUGUCUUCCUUUAAUUGAAAAGGCCAAAAGUGUGUCUUUAGAUUGUGUGCGUGAGCUGUAUACAACUGGCAAUGGAACUGAGCUAAAGGAAUGCAUUUCUGGUAUAGUGACAACAGAACUAAUGGCCAUGAUAGACAUUAAUGCGGAGGAGAGAUCCCAGCGGAAUGGAGCUGUCAGAUUGGAUUCAAUACUUGGCAGGAUCAAAAGUAUUUGGUUAAACUUGGCUUGAUCUUUUACCAGUGAUUUGAUUUAAUGAAUUAAAUUUUUAUUACACACUUUGUGGUUAAUAAAUUACUCAUACGACAUGUG